Molecule: messenger RNA, 984 nt
Organism: Saccostrea echinata
Lineage: Eukaryota; Metazoa; Mollusca; Bivalvia; Ostreida; Ostreidae
Exons: 1
Coding region: 1-984 (327 amino acids)
Biological process (GO): regulation of apoptotic process; positive regulation of transcription initiation by RNA polymerase II
Molecular function (GO): DNA binding; transcription coactivator activity
Source: RefSeq, a predicted model, not a curated record
AUGGAGCAAAAACAUCAAGACGUGAUUAAGUCAAACUACUCAACAUUGGUGAAGAAAAUGAUGGCUGUUCCUGUUGCGGGGCAUCUUUACGCCUCAAACAUAAUUACUGAUGAAAUGAGACAACAGAUAGACGCUGAGAAAACCAGCUAUGACAAAAACAGGAAAUUGAUCAGCAUCAUUUUACGUCGAGGUUCGAGAGCUUUUAUGGGCCUUAGAACGGCAUUGAUGAAAGCCAAUCAAGCUGACUUAUCCCGACUCCUGAUGAAUAAGGAUGAUGACACAAAGUCUGAGUACGAAAAGAAGCUGGCCAUGGCAAGAUCAUUAGUCGUCAGUACUAAAGAAAGAGGAGGUUCCAGAAACGAAUCAAAGAAAGCUGAUCAUCAACAGUCUCAGGAGCCAAGAUGUAGGAUAAGUUUGGACGACUUUAAUGAUCUAUUCCUCACCGUCAUGCCUUUCAAGGGGGAGAUUUACGUUCACAUCCGUCACCUCGUAGAAUCACAUGGUCGUUUCAUUGCCACCAAGAAGGGAGUUACCUUUCCUUUAGCCCGUUGGUUAAAGUUUGAAUCUCUUUUACCAGAUAUUCAAGACUACAUAGACAAUACUGGAAAAGAGGAUGAAGAAGCACAGUGGCAUGUUGGUGGAGGUGUGUUCGUUUCAUUAUCACCAGGCUAUCCGACAGUGGACAUAAGACACUUCUGGAAGCCAGACAAUGUUCAAGAACCUAUACCUACAAGGAAAGGUGUUACUCUGAACAAAAACAAAUUUGUCAGACUUAGAGAUGUCAUCGAGGAGAUGCAUGAAUAUGUUCCAGAACUAAAGGACGUUGAACUUUGCAUGCUCAGUGAGUCUCAUCAAAAUCAACUUGGAAUGUUAAGCUGUCCCGAAUGUACCCCCUUUGGCUACGACCCACAAGACAACAUGUCAAUGGAAUGUAACGCGGGUGAUUUACCAGACAUGGAAACCAUCGAGAGUGAUCUUGAAUGA